Molecule: messenger RNA, 1044 nt
Organism: Rotaria sp. Silwood2
Lineage: Eukaryota; Metazoa; Rotifera; Eurotatoria; Philodinida; Philodinidae
Source: the annotation of a GenBank genome assembly
AUGAAAUAUUCAUACGUUCAAUUGAGUCAUUUACCUGAUGAAAUUCUUAUGAUUAUUUUUAUAAAGUUACAUAAUAUCUCGCUACUUUCUUCGUUAAUUGGCGUUAACAAACGAUUAAAUAAAAUAGCACAUGAUUCUAUUUUUACGAAUCGUUUGACUUUGCUAAGAUUUCUACCAGUUCCUGUGAUUGACUUCUACGCUUUAGCAAGAUAUUCAGUUUAUCCAUUACCUGACUCAAUAGUUGAUCGAUUUUGUUUACAAAUCUUACUUGAAAUUCAUAAUAAAAUCGAAUGGCUUAAUGUUGAACCAUUUUCAAUGGAACGUAUUCUUCUUGCUACCAACUAUCCCAAUUUAUCUGGACUUGGUUUAUACAAUAUCCAAGUAGAAAAUACUGUGCAUCUUUUUUCUGUGAGUUCUUUUUAUAGUAAAACUAAUUUACCAUCAAAUGAAGAUAUUCAAAAGACAUUCAGAGAUUUUAAAGAUAAACAAAUUAUUUCUUGUAUUGAUUAUUUCCAAAAACGGAAACAUAGUCGAUGUCAUAUUUAUUCAUAUCCAUAUCAAUUGAAACAUUAUGAAGAUAUAACAAAUAAUUUUCCCGGUAGAUUAUUUAAAUGUGUUCGUGCAGUUGGAUUAUAUGAUGAAUAUCCUUUCGAACAUGAAUUUCUUCUUCGAAUUACUCAAUCAUUUCCAUUAUUGGAAAAAUUAACUGUAAUUAAUCAACAACGACAAAAUAAUAAACGAUUUAGAAAAUCAAAAAAUGAAAAUGAAGAUUUAUUAAUUGUUAAAUAUCCACAUCUUAUUCAACUUAAUCUUAGUGAAGCUCACAAAGAUUAUCAUGAACAGUUUUUAUUUGAUACCAAAACAUGUUUACCAAAUGAUGUUUGUAUUCAUUUGAAUUAUCGAUUAGUGAACAAAGUGACACGCAAUUUCAGAAGAAAUACAAUUCGAAGUAAUUGCGCAAAAAUAAGUUAUGUAUUGUUUUAUAACAGAUCAAAAUUUCCUGAACAUUUAAAAGACUAUUUUUCUCAUGCACAUAUAUUCUGA